CCUCUACAACAGCACUUCCGGGUUGAAAGAAAGGUGGCGGCGCUUUCGGAGGUAUAUCACUUAGGAAUCAGGGCAAGCCCAAAGAAUUAAGGAAAACUUUCUUGAAGAACUGAUCUUCGCCAGGUGCCGUGGCUCACACCUGUAAUCCCAGCACUUUGGGAGGCUGAGGAGUAAAAUGGAAGGAGAAUCAAGCAGAUUUGAAGUCCACACUCCAGUUUUUGACAAGAAAAAGAAAAAAUAUUCUGUACAUAAGGAAAGACCUCAGAAACAUUCCCACGAAAUUUUCAGAGACUCCUCUCUGGUGAAUGAACAGUCUCAAAUAACUAGGAGGAAAAAGAGGAAAAAAGAUUGCCAGCAUCUCAUUUCUUCUCCUUUGAAAAAGUCCAGAGUCUGUGAUGAGACUGAAAAUGCCACUUCUACACUCAAAAAGAGAAAAAAGAGAAGAUACAGUGCUUUGGAGGUAGACGAGGAAGCAGGUGUUAGAGUUGUCCUUGUGGAUAAAGAAAAUAUAAACAACACACCAGAGUGUUGUAGAGAGGGUGUUGGUGUCGUUUGUGUUGACACGAGCAUGGAACAGAAGUCAGCAAGAGAGCCAAAAACAGACAAACUUCAUGGACUUGCUAAGUCACAUACACGUAAAUCAGAAGCACUGCACGAUAAAGUUAGCGAGAAAAACAAUACAAAGCAUCGGAGGAAAGCUACGUCCUGUGAUGCUCUAAAGGAAAGCCAGCAGGCAAGGGACACCCUGCCUCAGUCAGAAUCCCACCGGGAGGAGUCCUGGCCUUCUAGGGGUCCAGGGGAUAACAUUACAGAACUACCAGCAUCUGCUCAUAAAAGCAAGUCUAAGAGAAAGAAGAAGAAAAAGUCCAAUAACCAAGAAUAUGAGACAUGGGCCAUCCCCAAAGGAUCGCAAGCGGGCAGCGAGGCUGGGAGUAAUGUGUGGGAAUCCCGGCCUACCGUGGGCCUGGGUGGUGAACCUGCAGAACUGCUAGCACCUGCUCACCAAAGAAAGUCUAAGAAAAAAAAGAAGAAAAAGUCCACUCACCAGGAAUUGGAGGCAUUGGACGUGCCUGAAAAAUUGCAAGCGGGCAGCAAGGCUGAGAGUGAUGUGUGGGAAUCCCGGCCUACCAUGGGCCUGGGUGGUGAACCUGCAGAAUUGCUAGCACCUGCUCACAAAAAAAAGUCUAAGAAAAAAAAGAAGAAGAAGUCCACUCACCAGGAAUUGGAGGCAUUGGCCGUGCCUGAAGAAUCGCAAGCGGGCAGUGAGGCUGGGACUGAUCCACAGGAGUACCAGCCUGCUGCAGACCCACAUGGUGAAACUGCAGAAGUGCCAGCACCUGCUUAUAAAAACAAAUCUAAGAAGAAAAAGAAAAAGUACAGUAACCCAGAAUUGAAGGCAUUGGCCACGCCUGAGAGCCUUGAGAGGGCAUACUCUGAAGGAUCACAAGUGGGCAGUGAGGUUGGGACUGUGGAAGGCAGGAGGGCACUGAAAGGGAUCAAAGAAUCCAGCAGUACAAAGAAGAAGUCUAAGAAAAGGAAGCUUAUGUCUGUCAAAGGGGCCGUAGUGUCUGGCGAUGAUUUUCCAGUGACCAGUAAGAAAUCUGCGAGCACGCUCUUUGAUUCAGUAGAAGGCAGUGGCACUAUAAUUGAAGAAAGUAUGAAUCCCAGGCCCCAACCAAAGAAAACCCAGGCCUAUUCAGAAAAGAGGCGUGUGCAAGAGGUGCCAAGGUUAGAACCUGCAAAUGAAGAACACAAUGUGGAAUCAGCUGAAGAUCCCGAAACAAGAUCUUUAUCUGAAGAUUUAGGAGAUGCUGAUGAUUCAGAUGCAGAUUUGGGUUCUGCCGUGAGACAGCUUCAGGAGUUCAUCCCUAACAUCAAGGACAGGGCCACCAGCACGAUCAGGCGGAUGUACCGGGACGACCUGGACCGGUUUAAGGAAUUUAAAGCACAAGGUGUUGCUAUUAAAUUUGGGAAGUUUUCUGUCAAGGAAAAUAAGCAGUUAGAGAAAAAUGUGCAAGACUUUCUAGCCCUGACAGGAAUUGAGAGCGCUGACAAGCUGCUGUACACAGACAGAUACCCAGAGGAAAAAUCUGUGAUCACCAACUUAAAAAGGAGACACUCAUUUAGAUUGCACAUUGGUAGGAACAUUGCCCGGCCCUGGAAACUUAUAUACUAUCGAGCAAAGAAGAUGUUCGAUGUCAACAAUUACAAAGGCAGGUAUAGUGACAGAGAUACCGAGAAGUUAAAGAUGUACCAGUCUCUCCUUGGGAAUGACUGGAAAACGAUUGGCGAGAUGGUGGCCCGCAGUAGCCUCUCCGUGGCCCUGAAGUUCUCCCAGAUCAGCAGUCAAAGAAAUCGUGGUGCUUGGAGUAAGUCAGAAACCCAGAAACUAAUCAAGGCUGUUGAAGAAGUGAUUCUAAAGAAAAUGUCUCCCCAGGAGUUAGAAGACGUGGAUUCCAAACUCCAGGAAGAUCCUGAGAGUUGCCUAUCAAUUGUUCGGGAAAAACUCUACAAAGGCAUAUCUUGGGUAGAAGUAGAAGCUAAAGUGAAGAGCAGAAAUUGGAUGCAGUGUAAAAGUAAGUGGACAGAAAUUCUAACCAAGAGGAUGACCAAUGGUCGGCGCAUAUACUAUGGAGUUAAUGGCCUGCGGGCCAAAGUCAACCUAAUUGAAAGGUUGUAUGAAAUAAACGUGGAAGAUACUAAUGAAAUAGACUGGGAAGAUCUUGCUAGUGCCAUAGGUGAUGUUCCUCCAUCUUACGUCCAAACUAAAUUUUCUAGGCUGAAAGCUAUCUAUGUCCCAUUUUGGCAGAAAAAGACUUUUCCAGAGAUCAUCGACUACCUUUAUGAGACUACUCUACCUUUGCUUAAAGAAAAGUUAGAAAAGAUGAUGGAGAAAAAAGGCACUGAAAUCCAGACUCCUGCAGCACCCAAGCAAGUGUUCCUCUUCCGAGACAUCUUUUAUUAUGAAGACGAUAGUGAAGGAGAGGAUGGUGAAAAAGAAAGUUGAAAGUCAGGAGCAGUGGCUCACACCUGCAGUUCCACCGCUUUGAGAGGCUGAGGCCGGCAGAUCACCUGAGAUCAGGAGUUGGAGACCAGCCAGCCCAACAUGAUGAAACCCUGUUUCCACUAAAAAUACAAAAAUUAGCUGGGUGUGGUGGCCUGCGCCCGUAAUCCCAACUACUUAGGAGGCUGAGGCAGGAGAAUCACUUGAACCUGGGAGGCGGAGGUUGCAGUGAGCAAAGAUCGCACCACUGUACUCCAGCCUGGGAGAUAGAGCAAGACUCUGUCAAAGAAAGAAAAGAGAGAGAGAGAAACUGAGAUUACUAUUUCUUGUCCCUUUUUCUCAGUUGAUUAUAUUUAUAUACAUGUCAGUAAAGCUAUUUUCAGUAUUGAUGUUGAAUAAAGAAUGUACAAUGGCCAGAGGAAAGAGUAUGAAAUGAUCAUUUAUACUCUUUCCUCUGGAGCAUUAAAAUGUAUUACCAUUUAUAUAAAAGUGUAUUUGAAUGAAAAAAGGAAUACAUGAAUUGAUUUAAUAAAUAAUGACAAGUAAUGGUUUUA
Cebus imitator (Panamanian white-faced capuchin) is the source of this 3558-nucleotide messenger RNA. It is a transcript of the gene TTF1, whose product is annotated as transcription termination factor 1. NCBI's taxonomy places the organism in Eukaryota, Metazoa, Chordata, Mammalia, Primates, Cebidae. The transcript has 12 exons. The record is from RefSeq and is a predicted model, not a curated record. The coding region runs from base 176 to 3007 and encodes 943 amino acids.